Molecule: messenger RNA, 2530 nt
Organism: Symbiodinium necroappetens
Lineage: Eukaryota; Dinophyceae; Suessiales; Symbiodiniaceae
Source: the annotation of a GenBank genome assembly
GAGCUCUUUCCGGCUGCCGACCCCUUCGCAGGGUCGCGAUCACAUCCCGGAAGUUCCGCCCAACUUUCGAAGCCAGCUGGUUCACGAGAUAAGUCAUUAUGAAAUCGACAGAAAAUAUGAGACUCGUCAAUUACUCGGGCAAGGAUCUUACGGCUCUGUCCAUUUGGUCUGCGAGAGGACGACACAGCAGAAGAAGGCCUCCAAAUCCAUCGCAAGGCCCGAAGCAUGGGGGCGCGAGCGAUUCCGGAUGGAAGGAAUGGUCAUGCAGAAUGCAGAUCAUCCGUACAUCCUCAGACUUUUUGAAUGGUUCGAGAACGGCGAUCAGGCAACGCUGAUCUGCCAGUUCUGUGAGGGCGGCGAACUUUUGAGCGCCAUCCGCAAGGGCAGAGCAAGCGGUGCUGUCCUUGAGGAGUCGUGGGCGGCGUGUGCGCUGCGACAGCCUUUUCAGGCCCUCGUAUAUCUGCACAACAAGGGCAUUGUGCACAAAGACUUGAAAGUGGAAAACCUCUUGCUGCUGCGAAGCAUCGUGUCAGACGAUGGCCGGGCAUUUGGUCGGCCUCCUCAUGUUGUAGUUAGCGACUUCGGCACUGCCGAGAUUUGCAUGCGGGGUCUGUCGAGUCCCUUCGUUGCACGUGGCACAAAGGUUGCUGGAACACCGGCGACAAUGUCUCCAGAGUGCUUGCAGGGCAAUUGCAGUGCAAAGUCGGACAUAUGGAGCAUGGGAUGCGUGAUGUACGAGAUGUUUGCCAAUGUCUUGCCGUUCCAUUUGUCCGGAAGUAUGGCGGAUGCUGAUGCGCAUCAGGAUGCGUGGCUCCAGCUGCACAAGCAGGGCCCGAAGUGGGACAAGCUCCGAUGCAGCUCGUCUGCCAAAGACCUGUGCCAAAAGCUGCUGAGCUUCAGGGAAGUUGGUCGACCCAACGCAACCGACUGCCUUAAGCACUCCUGGCUAAAGCAGCAAAAGAGCAACUUGGGAAAAGAAGAGAAGACCUUCCUUCGUACGGCACUGACUCGUUGGGCAAGCACCAGUCAAUGCGGCAAAGCACUGUUCCUGAAGAUGGCUUCGACAUGCAGUUUUGUGGAUCGAUUCGCUCAGGCCUUCUGCAAGCUUGACUCCGACGACAAUGGUAUGCUGGAGAGGAAUGAGGUUUUCAGCGCAACACAGAUGCUCGGAAUUCAGAAAGAUGCGGCAAAGAAAUUGGUGAAUGCGCUUGAUCAGAAUUGUGAUGGCUCCAUACAGUACCUGGAAUUUUGCGCUGCAUGUCUCCUGGCCUCAACCGACGAGCUCUAUGCAUUGCUGUCCCAGGAAUUCCAAGCACUCUGCGCCGGGGAAAAAGGUUGCCCGCGGCAAGCACUGCAGAUCCUGCUGAAGGACCUGCGGCCUCUCGUUGCAGACUCAGGAGGAUACUUCCCCGAGGAGGUCAAAAAGGAGGGACGCUUGAGCUUCAAGGACUUCUGCCUCUUCUUUGGCCAGCAGGUUGAGGAGCCGGAAGAACCGGAAGGCAGUCAUCCCAUCUCCACAACGGAAAUGGAGAGCAUGCUCAAGGCAAAAGAGGAGGUGCCAUCACCUCGAAGUGCACAGAGCAGUCCAAGGGCAUUCAAGGCCCAGGCGGCCGGAGGGCAUACUCUGGGCGAGGGCGAGACGGGGUCCUUGAUACGAAGACGCCAGCAAGGCCACGAGAAGGCCAGCAGCAUGCCCAGCACACCAACAUCUCAAAGUGCUGCACUGCCGAUGCAAUCCGACUGCGAUGUGGAGUUCCGACCGGUUUCCAAACCAAAGGCUGGCCGCCCUUCAACACCGGUGGAAGGUGAUGCACGUCGCCGGGAGAAGAGUACUGCACCAGAAACGCCCACAUUGACUAUGCCCGGGUCCGACAUGAAGGCUAACGGUCCAAAAGCACUGGAGCAUUCAUCAGCAGCACAGGUCGGGCCGAGCCAAAUGCGGCCGCAGGGAUCGCCAGGGAGGAACAGCCGAAGUGCGAAGAACGACAGCAACGAAGCUUCUCCUCAGGCUACGCCGAGGCAGUCCGGCAGAGUGAGCCAAAAGCAGGAAAGAAGGGGUCCGCCGCAAGCUUCUCGAAGAAGUCACGUGCAUGAGCCCGCGAAAGAUGGAUCGGUGUUCCAGGCCAAUCCAUCGGCAAAAGAUCUGCACGCCUCUGACUUGGACGCUGUCCAAAGCGGUCGAACCGUGGAGAAGACGGCACCAGGAAAAGGCCGGAGGCCUUCCGACCAGGAGCUGAAGCCAGUCGGGUUGGUGCCUCCUGCACGGCAGGAAACAAUGAGUACUCAGAGCACUUUCGGAGGGAUGGAGUUUGAAACUUCGGCAGCAUCAUCCUCACAGGAGGAGGCCAUACCGCCAAGCUUCGACACGUCCGUGAGCCAGGCCGAUCCGACGGCGCACAUCGAGAAUAACAAAGAUGAUAAUGUUAUCCUCCCUGACCAUGUGGCGCAAAAUGCGCACGAGGAUACUGGCACUGCCUUCAACUUCGCUACUCCUGCCAAGGCAGUCAGUCGGGUGAUGGUCAGUCUUUAA